Messenger RNA from Galendromus occidentalis (western predatory mite), 969 nucleotides. RefSeq lists its product as uncharacterized. The transcript is spliced from 4 exons. Bases 204 to 782 code for a protein of 192 amino acids. NCBI's taxonomy places the organism in Eukaryota, Metazoa, Arthropoda, Arachnida, Mesostigmata, Phytoseiidae. The record is from RefSeq and is a predicted model, not a curated record.
GGCGAUUCUGAUGAUUCGAACUUCAUUGUGUGCGUGUUCGCAUGGGACGCAUUCCUCGCCGAGGGGUUGCCUUAUUUUCCGAGCACCAGUUCUACUUGGAGAGUCUGAACCGAAUCGUCGCGCAUAUCGAACAUCCCGUGAAUAACCCCGUGGUCCCCGAUCUUGUUUAUAUCAUUAAGAACGUAUUCUCUACUUGAGAAGGGAUGGCCAAGCGAUACCCUGAGAGACGCGGCGAUACGGCAAGAGCGACGAAUGAUCCUGUCACGGCGAGAAUUGAGCCCUCGACGUCCGACCUGUUACGGAGAAGACCUUCCGACACAAGAGAAUCGAUCUCCGAGCCCAUCGACCUGUCGGUCAGAGCCCCUCCGAGUCCUUCGGCUACGCGGAGUACGUUCCCUGGAUUAAGCAGGAAAAUGCCAAUGAAAAUCGGAGCGCGUAGAAAACCGGCGCAAGAAACCAACGGGGACAUGCCGAGCACCUCCAGAGGCCCGACGGACGUAGAGGAGAUAUCUUUCCCGGAAAUGAUAGACAGUGACGAUGGAAUGCGGAGCCCAAACUUUCCGACCAAAAGAAGAUUUUUCGGAAAAGGAGACGAAGGAGAGGAAGAGGACGAAAGACGUCCGCCUCUGAAAUCGGACGCCCGGCUCGAGCGUGCUUUCGGCGUGACACAGAGACCUGCGCCCAUAGACAUUCAGACUUGGCUGAACGGCGGUCGUUGUGGGAUGCUGAGCCCAUGGAAAGGAAGCCGGCGUCGAACCAUUGCAGAGUCUCACGACUCUUGACUCCGUCUGCAAUCGCAAAAACAUGCGGACGUUUGUUGCCGCCAGAAGACCUCCGAACGUAAUGGAGCUUUUGCUCUGAAGCUCCCUCUGGAGCAUCCCUCAUUUUAUCUUUCACGAAGGAUAACGUGGCUAAACAUUCAUUGUAUUCUCCUGACCAAUUACCGAAAAAAUGACUAAAACAUAUAUU